Molecule: messenger RNA, 1236 nt
Organism: Patiria miniata (bat star)
Lineage: Eukaryota; Metazoa; Echinodermata; Asteroidea; Valvatida; Asterinidae
Product: transcription factor E3-like
Exons: 5
Coding region: 211-1221 (336 amino acids)
Biological process (GO): regulation of transcription by RNA polymerase II
Cellular component (GO): nucleus
Molecular function (GO): RNA polymerase II cis-regulatory region sequence-specific DNA binding; DNA-binding transcription factor activity, RNA polymerase II-specific
Source: RefSeq, a predicted model, not a curated record
GUUGAUCAUAUAUACACAAAUACAUGAUGAAAUGAUGAAGUUGAAGUAAUUUUUUAUCACCGCCCAGCCUGCGCCAUAUUGACAAUUAUGAGUCGUUCAUCUACUCUAGUUUCGAUAAAUUUAGGCGACUGAAUUACGAAUAUUAUCGUGAACAAUUUAUAGUACGUUUUUUGGGGUACUUUCCCACAGUUGUACACAUUUUAAUCCCAAAUGCAAGAAUCAGGAGUUGAUAUGGAGUUUGAUCUCCGUUUAGACGACGACGACGACGAGACUUUUGAUUUGUUUGGGGAAGUCAAACAGAACUUGAGUUUACAAGAUCACCUUGACGUUACCACGUCCAUGUCUUCUUUAUCAACCUCUGUACCAGGAAGUGGGAUGCCAGAAGAAGAUAUAAACCCUGCCAACAUUGGCCUUACCAAUUCAAACUUUUACGAAUUACGAAGCACGCCCGUUGAAAGCUCUGUUUUACAAAAGGAAUUUUCACCAAGCGCCAUGUCGACAAGAACAAAUUUCAAACAGGAACUGAUGAGGCAGCAAAUGCAAGAAAUAGAAAAGCAUGAAAACAGACAGACUCGUACAUCACCUAUGUUAUCUUCACCUGCUAUAGACCUGCCAAAGCUGUCCACAAUUCCAGAAGUUCCAACAAAUGUUCUGAAGGUGACCACCAAGCUUGAGAACCCUACAAGAUAUUACAUCCAGCAAUCUCAAAAACGGCAAGUGGAGCAGUAUCUUUCUGCCUCUGCAUCACAAACAAGGAUGUCUCCUCACCUGCUAAACCCGAGUCCAUCAUCUAACUCACCAUCUCGUAAGCCAAGUGGCUCAAUGUCUAGUCUACCCAACAGCCCUAUGUCAACAACUCAAGAGGUGGAUGACAUUUUAGAUGAAGUGAUAAGUUUGGAAUCAAGUAUAGGGGAGGAUGCUCUGACUCAGUACUUUCAAGAGUCUGGUAUGGUGCCAGCAACGAUGCCGGUACAUACAUACCUAGACCAGUUGAGCCCUAAUGGUGGUAUGACGCCAGUGGCAGUUCCUACUCAGUCUGUCUCAUGUCCUGCUGACCUCAACAAAAUAAAACAAGAACCAAUUUCAGAAGAUCAUGUUCGGGCCUUUGCUAAAGAAAGGCAGAAGAAAGACAACCACAAUAUGAGUAAGUACACAUGUUGUCUUAUUGACAUACAUGUAUUUUGCUUCUUUUUUUCUUGUUUGACCCACAAAAAAGUGUGAGUGAUAAUGGUACAA